AUGAUAUUGCCGAGUAACCACCAUGUAACGAAGUUAAUUAUUGACAACGCUCAUUUCAAUACCCUACACGGUGGUAUCCAAUUAACACUUUGUACCAUCCGAAAACAAUUUUGGAUCAUACAUGCGCGCAAAACGGUGCGCAACCAUCUUAAAAAUUGCAUCAAGUGCUUUCGUAAUAACCCACAGCCCACUACACAAUUAAUGGGAGAUUUACCCACGCAACGCGUUAACCCUCCUCAACGCGCUUACUACGCAACAGGUGUUGAUUACACGGGGGCCAUCGAGCUGAAAUCGUCAAAACAUCGCGGUCAUACGGUUUACAAGGGUUAUAUAGCCAUAUUCAUAUGCCUGGCUACGAAGGCGGUGCAUAUAGAGGCAGUUACUGGCAUGACAACGGAGCAUUUUUUAUGGGCGUUACAGCGUUUCAUUGCCCGCCGUGGGAUAUAUCAGGACUUGUAUAGCGACUGCGGCACCAAUUUUGUUGGAGCUGAUAAAAUUUUGAAAAUUAAUCAAAGGCGAUUUGUCGAAGAAGUUGAGCGUGAUAUUGUACCUCAAUUAGCCGUACAAAACAUAAAUUGGCAUUUCAGCCCCCCGUACUCUCCAAAUUUUGGCGGGCUGUGGGAGGCUAAUGUAAAAUCCAUCAAAUAUAAUCUAAAACGCAUUAUCGGCGGAACAAGACUAACCUACGAGCAGCUGUCCACAACCCUGGCAAGGAUCGAAGCCUGCCUUAAUUCAAGGGCCUUGUGCCCGCUGACAUCCGACCCCGAUGACCUCUUUGUGUUAACUCCGGGGCACUUCUUGGUCGGGGACGCCUUACUUUCACCACCUGAAACCACUCCUGAUAGAAAAUCCCUUACAGCGCAGUAUUUUGAUAUGCAGCGAUUGGUACAACAAUUUUGGACCAGAUGGUCAGCAGACUGGCUCUCUCAUUUGCAAGCACGACCAAAAUGGAGGCAGGAGGAGCCAAAUCUCUGUGUAAACGAGCUGGUUUUGGUGAAAGAUGAUAAACUACCCCCCACUCAAUGGUUGGUCCAGGAUCAGACCAACUUGUACGAGUAG
Molecule: messenger RNA, 1059 nt
Organism: Rhagoletis pomonella (apple maggot)
Lineage: Eukaryota; Metazoa; Arthropoda; Insecta; Diptera; Tephritidae
Exons: 1
Coding region: 1-1059 (352 amino acids)
Biological process (GO): DNA integration
Molecular function (GO): nucleic acid binding
Source: RefSeq, a predicted model, not a curated record